This is a messenger RNA of Mytilus californianus (California mussel), 3975 nucleotides long. RefSeq lists its product as uncharacterized. Lineage: Eukaryota; Metazoa; Mollusca; Bivalvia; Mytilida; Mytilidae. The transcript has 15 exons. Gene Ontology annotation, molecular function: ubiquitin-protein transferase activity. The record is from RefSeq and is a predicted model, not a curated record. The coding region runs from base 1725 to 3854 and encodes 709 amino acids.
UUUAAAUUUUCAAAUGACUAUUACUUGAAAACAGCAAGUGAUAGACACACACGGUCUUCAGUAAUGAGAACAGGACAAUAAAACAAAUCAAAUAGAAUAUAGGGUGAGUCCCUUGGUGUCAUCCCACCCCCCUUUCAAUUUGAAAAUGUGCUUUUAUCUUGUAAACGGUCGUGAUCCCCAUCCCUAAACCAUAUAUAUACUUGUAUGAGACAAUAAAACAAAUCAAAUGAAAAUAAUUUGGGGGAGUCCCCAGUGCCACCUCACCCCUUCUGUUUGAGAACUUGUAAACGAUCGAGUUCCCCACCCCUAAACCAUAUAUAUUCAUGUAUCAGAGACAAUAUAACAAAUCAAAUGAAAUAUAAGGGGAGUCCCUGGGGUCACCCCAUCCCCUCCUGUUUAAGAACUUGGAAACGGUCGAGAUCCCCACCCCUAAACCAUAUAUAUUCAUGUAUGGGACAAUAUAAUAAAUUAAAUGAAAUAUAGGGGAGUCUCUGGGGUCACCCCACCCCCUCCUGUUAGAGAACUUGUAAACAGUCAAGAUCCCCACCCCUAAACCAUACAUAUUCAUGUAUGGGACAAUAUAACAAAUCAAAUGAAAUAUAUGGGGAGUCCCUAGGGUCACCCCCACCCCCUCCUGAUUGAAAACUUGGAGCGUACAUUUCAAAUAUCAAAUUGACGUCCCCAAAAAAUGAGUUGGGUGGGGUCAUUGAGUGCAAAAAAUAAAAUUUUCUUUUAAGGUAAGGUUGUUGUAUAUCAAAUGAAAGGUCGUAAUGUGUAAAUAAACACAAAUGUACAAUAUACGAAUGUUUAAUGUUUGUUCUUUCAAAUCUUAAAAAAGAAUUUGAAGAAACAGUGCCACUGUGAGUUUUCAUAAUUACGUUUGCCUUGGUUUUUGGUUAACUGCCGAAGCGCUUACAGUGCUUUGAUUUAAUAAAAGUAACACUUUUGCAUAUAUUAAAGUCCAUUAAUUGAGGUUCACAAUGAUAUUUUCCCCUUUCCAAGGGAGUGGGGUUGGUGACAAGCAUUAUACACCCUCUGGGGGCCACUUCCUUUAUACAAGGUAAUAGGACAUUCCGCUCGAAUAGGUCAUCUUUUCAAGCUUGAAAAUAUGUGAAUAGGUCGAUGAGACUAUCAGAAAUAUAUGAUGAGGUCAAUAAAGUUCCCAUAACUUCUUCAUCUGUCAUCUUUCUUGGUGUUCCUGGCUGUGUUUUUAUCAACCAAUUUUCUCUCUUUUGAUAAUAUGGUACAUGUAUUCCAUUUUUACAUUACACACAACAAGAAAACCCAAACAAUAUGGGAAAAGGUAACUUUUUUACCUAAGGAAUAUAUGAAAAGGUAUACAUUUUUAAAAUCUGAAUUAUAUUAAAAUGGUGGUGUAACAGAAUCCCAGCGGCACCCCCUAUCAUUUAAGUAUUGAAGUCCCCCCCAACCUGAUUAUACACCCAAUCUAAAUAUUUGCCUCUGUCUAGAAGAUGAAAUAAUAGCAUGAUAUGUUGAACUGAAAUUUCUUGUAUUCUAAUCAGAUCAUAUAUCAUUUUGAAUGAGGUCAGUUGUAUAUAUUAGUUAAUUAUUAUUUUUUCUUUAGAUUUGCUAAUUUUAGAACGCAGCAUGACAGUAGACCAGGUCAGACUGCAGCAGCAGGUGCAUACAGAAGGAGGACUAACCCAGUCUACUCAUUCAAAAUUGCAUGUUUGGACGGCCCUGAAUUCACCAAUGUCAGUCCCAUGAUGAUUAGACGCUUGAAUAAGUGUGGUUUAGGAUCCAGGAAGAUAGUAAUAUCCCGGAGUGACUCUGUAAUAAACUUUAAGAAGAGAGUCAUAGAACUCUUUCCAAAAUUGGAAAGGGUUGAUUUUGAGUUCUUCCAGGCAAAGUUGAGGGAGAAACACAGACUUGAACAAGUGGUGUUUAAUUCCUUAAAGGAUCUUAAGGCCAAAGUGAAAUUCACCCUCUAUAUUAAACCUGCACAACAGCUAAUCAAUAUUACUGAAGGUGAAUCAGAUGAAGAAGAGCUUCCACCAUUGUUCCCUCCCAGAAGAGAAAGACAAUCUGAUGAUGCUAAUUUGACAGUACAAGCGUCAACAUCUGACACACCAGAUUCGCCAAGAAGUCGCCAGAGAAAUAGUACACUGUCUCAACCAGGUACCAGUGGAGCAAGUACAACCGUUACAUCUGAGAGGUCAAAUUCCUCAUCCACUCAAAUAACCAGUACAUUGUCCUCACCUGGUAGAAAUAGAGCAACUGUAGCCCUGGAAGGCUCCAACACACCAUCAUCAAGAAGAGGCAGAGUCAUAGCAUCUCCUGUUGCAAGAAGAUCUAAUGCCACACCACGCAGAACUGGUUUAUCAUCUAACUCUGGUAGGCAAAGAAGAAGAACUGCUAUAGCUGCUGAUGAUUUUAUUCAUGCAGUGGUAGCUCCUGAAGCUUCCAUUUCACCAUCAACAAGAAGAAACAGAGCCCUAUCAUCUCCCAGGGUGGUUGCAAGUAGAUCAAAUGUAAGUGAAACUACAACUCAAGCCUAUCAUACUGCUGGUACUCCAACAGUCCUAUUCCGAUCAACUGCAGUUCCAACAUCCACAGAACAAACGGCAACUGAACAAUAUGAACAACUGUCUACACCAGUCAACCCUCUGUCAUUAAUGGAUGUUACAAGGGAUUUGGCUGUAGAUGUAAACAAUAUCAAUGCAAUUUUUGAAGACAUCCCAGAGGUUGGACUAUUUGGAGACAUUGGGCAAAAUGAGUGUACAGAAAAUUUCAGAAAAAAAAUUAAAGAACAUAAGGAAUUGUUUAUCCACAAUGACUCCGAUGACCCAUUACUGAUGGAGGUGAGAAGGGAAAAUCCUGUGCAGGAUUCCUUGGCCUUCAUCAGUAUCAGCCAAGAUGAUCUUCACAGCCCACUAAGGAUAUCUUUCACUGAUGAGGACGGUGUUGAUCUUGGGGGAUUGAGACGGGAAUUUUGGAGUCUCUUUCUCCACAAGAUAAGUAGUUCUGUAUUUGUUACAGGAAAACCAGGACGCCAAACCUUGCGUGACAACUUUAUUGCAAGGACCCAGAAUAUUUUUUUCCAUCUGGGACAGCUGGUCGCCUUAUCCAUCAUUCAAGAUGGGCCAGGUCUUCCCAUCUUUAGUGAUAUAGUUACAGACUAUAUCUUGCUUGGGAAACCCUGUAUUUUAAAUGUAGAUGAUUUGCCAGAGGGUUUAAAGAAUACCAUUGUCAUGAUGCAAGAUUGCACUUCAGAACCGGACCUACAGAAUAUGUACUCUGGUAUAUUUGAUGAAGCUGUCGAUGCCGGAUUUAUAAUUCCACCUUCAUCAUUUAAAAAAAAACAUGUAAACAUCCUUCUGGCUGCGUUAUUGGAGACCCAACUUAACAAGUGCAAGAAAGAACUUGAUCAGUUUAUCAAAGGAUUAGACACUCACCAAGUUUUGAGCCUGUUAAAACAGGAUGUCAACAUUGCCUGUGCUAGGACACUGUUCAGUGGAAGAGUCAAACCUUUAACAGUCCAAACAUUAAGAAACCUGUUGAAGUUCAAGUACGAUACAGGGAAUGCUGCCUUAGACCAAAGGGCAACCGGUCAAGGAUUUUUAACAUUUCUUCAGGCCACUAAAGGAACAUCAACUGUUAUAAAUGGAAUUGAUAUUGGUCCAAAGGAAGUCUUGAUGUGGUUGACAGGGUCAACAGCAAUUCCAGCAAUAGGCUUUCACAAGCCAAUAGAUGUAUGUUUUGGAAGCAGGACAUUUGUAAACACCUGCGCCUUGGCAUUGACCUUGGAGGUUAGACCUGAACUUGCCCCAGCUGAAGCUGUCAAGUUUUACAGCGAGAUCAUAAUCAACAGCCAGACAUUUACCCAAGAAUGAUAUAUAUUAUUAUUUUGGCCAUCAGUCUCUGUCCUUGAAAACUUAUAAAUUGUAUUGUGUGAAAGCUAAUUUUAAUUAUUUAAGGAAUGAUUGUAGCGGGUUAUUUUAAAGUGUGCACCAC